UCCUUGCACAUUACCUCUGUCAUCAGGCUUGGAUAUUGAGGAAGGUUCCACUGCUCUGCUGCUCCUGCCGCUGCUACAGCCGCCUUUUUGCUGCUCGUUGUGUAUAUGUAUUUGUGUGUGUCCGUGUAGGUGCGUGCGUGCGUGUGUGUAUGUGCGUGUGUAUGCGCGCGUGUGUGUGUGGACGCCUGAGGAACUGAAAUGCCAGCAUUGGGCUACCUCCAGGGAGAGCCUCUCCAUCCUACGAUGUGAGCCAGCCAGCACUACUGUGAGAUCAGGGAAAAGCUGCAUCCAUCAAGCAACGGGCCUCCAGUGAAAUAGGCGCAAUCCAACGGGAGGGGAGAUAUAAAAGAAAAAAGAAAAAAAGAAAUUAUUCUUUGCCGCUGUGGAGUGAGGGGAUUGUCGUCAUCCCCCCAUCCAUCCUUUUUUUUUUCUCUCUGUGGUGCCCCCUCCUUCCUCCUUCGCCUUCAAUCUCAUUUUUCCCCCUCAUUCUUCUAGAGGCGCUCGUUGGAAUAUCAAACCUCCAUGUAUGACAAUUUGUACCUGCAUGGAUUUGAAGACUCGGAGGCGGGCUCAGCUGAUUCAUACACUAGCAGACCAUCAGACUCAGAUGUCUCUCUGGAGGAGGAGCGGGAGGUGCAGGCUCAGGUCCAGAGCCAGAGCCCAAGCCAGAGCCAAGGACCGGGACAGAGCCGCCAGGAGAAGGAGCAGCAGGCCGCCGCUCAACUGGAAAGAGCCAAGACCAAACCUGUGGCUUUCGCUGUGAGGACCAACGUCAGCUAUUGCGGCGCACUGGAUGAGGAUGUUCCAGUACCAGCCACCGCCAUCUCCUUUGACGCCAAGGAUUUCCUCCACAUAAAAGAGAAGUUCAACAACGACUGGUGGAUCGGUCGGUUAGUGAAAGAGGGCUGUGAGAUCGGCUUCAUCCCCAGCCCUCUGAAGCUCGAGAACAUCCGUCUCCAGCAGGAGCAAAAGAGAGGACGUGUCCAAGGUAAGUCUGGAGGGAACUCUUCUUCCAGUGUAGAGGAUGAGGUUUCAGCCUCUAUCCGGCCCCUCAUAUCCUCGGCAGGAAAACAGAAACAGAAAGUGACGGAGCACGUCCCCCCGUACGACGUGGUCCCCUCUAUGAGGCCUGUGGUGCUGGUCGGACCCUCGCUUAAGGGUUACGAGGUUACGGACAUGAUGCAGAAAGCGCUGUUUGACUUCCUCAAGCACAGAUUUGAUGGCAGGAUAUCUAUCACACGAGUAACGGCAGAUAUUUCAUUAGCUAAGAGGUCUGUUCUGAACAACCCCAGUAAACGGGCCAUCAUCGAAAGAUCCAACACUCGCUCCAGCUUAGCUGAGGUGCAGAGUGAAAUUGAGAGGAUCUUUGAGUUGGCCCGCUCCCUGCAGCUGGUGGUGCUGGACGCCGACACCAUCAACCACCCGGCUCAGCUCCUCAAGACCUCCCUGGCCCCCAUAAUUGUUCAUGUCAAAGUCUCCUCGCCAAAGGUCCUGCAGAGGCUGGUCAAGUCCAGAGGGAAGUCCCAGAGCAAACACCUGAAUGUCCAGCUCGUGGCAGCCGACAAAUUGGCCCAGUGUCCUCCAGAAAUGUUCGACAUCAUCCUGGACGAGAACCAGCUGGAGGACGCCUGUGAGCACCUCGCCGAAUACCUCGAGGCCUACUGGAAGGCAACCCACACCUCGUUGGCGACGCCCCUGAACCCCCUGCUGGGGCGCAACCUGGGCCCCACCACCCUGACCCCCUACCCCACCACCAUCUCUGGACUGCAGAGCCAAAAAAUCCGCCAGAGCAACAACACGGGAGACCACUCCACCCCGAACGAGCGGCGCAACCUGAUGACAUCGGACGAAAACUAUCACAACGAGCGGGCGCACAAGGGACGCAACCGCAUGUCCUCUGGCUCCCAGCACAGCCGGGACCAGCAGGACCACUACCAGGACUACCAGGACCCCUAUCAGGAUGCAUACAAGCCACACCGCAACCGCAGCUCACCGGGCAGCUACAGCCAUGACUCCCGGCACCGGCUCUGAGCUCACGUCCGCCCCCCCCCCGCCCUCCACCAGGGCCCCGAUGGCCCCCGACCUCGAGAUAAACGCUGCAACAGAGCCAAGACGAUCCCAAAUUGUACCUUCUGUUUUCUUUUGGUUUGAUAACUUUUGUCCACCUGGCUAUCUUUAUCUUCUCUUUACAAGGUUUUGGUUUUAAUCAAGCUGCCGGCGGGUGGGGG
Pungitius pungitius (ninespine stickleback) is the source of this 2228-nucleotide messenger RNA. RefSeq names its product voltage-dependent L-type calcium channel subunit beta-4-like. Lineage: Eukaryota; Metazoa; Chordata; Actinopteri; Perciformes; Gasterosteidae. Gene Ontology annotation, cellular component: voltage-gated calcium channel complex. Gene Ontology annotation, biological process: calcium ion transmembrane transport. Gene Ontology annotation, molecular function: protein binding; voltage-gated calcium channel activity. The record is from RefSeq and is a predicted model, not a curated record. The coding region runs from base 523 to 2031 and encodes 502 amino acids. The transcript has 13 exons.